Molecule: messenger RNA, 720 nt
Organism: Emericellopsis cladophorae
Lineage: Eukaryota; Fungi; Ascomycota; Sordariomycetes; Hypocreales; Bionectriaceae
Exons: 1
Coding region: 1-720 (239 amino acids)
Molecular function (GO): nucleic acid binding
Source: RefSeq, a predicted model, not a curated record
AUGGCGAUGCGACGACCCUACAAAGCUGAUGACGACGAACACGAUCGCGACGACUACGACCGUGAUGAGCUCCCGUUGCACCGCAAACGGGCCUUUGGCAGCGGUCUCAAACGUCAAAAGGUUGAAUUUGUCCGUGCUACAGAAGACGAUGACACCUCUGCAUCUUCACAAAUGACACGCGAGAGGGGCACGGCAAUCAGCGACCUCUACGCCAGCGUCGUCAUGACCUCUAGCUCCGGCGGUGAGACGGCUGGCAAAGGCCUCGCGGGCCAUAAACUCGAGCAGGGCACCAUGUCAAUAUGUGAGACGUGCGGUUUGGAGAUCAAGGGGGAUCCAAAAAGUCAUGAGCAGACUCUGGCCCAUCAGGUCUCGCUACAACACUCGCACCCGCCAUCCCACCUCGACCGGUCCCGGAUGGGCUUGCAAACCCUCCGGUCCCAGGGGUGGGAUCCCGAUGCUCGUGUCGGCCUUGGGUCGCAGGGCGAAGGACGGCGAUUCCCCAUUAAGGUCGCUCUCAAGGAGGACACGCUCGGCGUCGGCGCUGUGGUGCCAGCUGUGGAGAAGAAGGAGAAGGAGGUCAAACUGACCAACAAGGAGCUGAAGCGCGAAGUGAAAAGAGAAAAGGAGCGGACGAAGAGGAUGGAGAGGGAAAUGUUUGGUCGCGCCGACGUCGAGCAGAUUCUGCGAGGGGAGAAGACGGGAGGUGACGGGUUGAAGUGA